This is a messenger RNA of Xiphophorus couchianus (Monterrey platyfish), 4444 nucleotides long. It is a transcript of the gene dldh, whose product is annotated as dihydrolipoamide dehydrogenase. Gene Ontology annotation, molecular function: Notch binding; calcium ion binding. Gene Ontology annotation, cellular component: membrane. Bases 489 to 2909 code for a protein of 806 amino acids. The transcript is spliced from 12 exons. The record is from RefSeq and is a predicted model, not a curated record. Gene Ontology annotation, biological process: multicellular organism development; cell communication; Notch signaling pathway. Lineage: Eukaryota; Metazoa; Chordata; Actinopteri; Cyprinodontiformes; Poeciliidae.
GCUGGCCCUGUAUAAAACCCUGCGCAGGGCAGAAAACCUAUCAGACUUACUCACUGAUACAUGUCAUCAAAGGAGAGGAGCGGAGGUUGUUUUCUGUGUUUAGGAUGAAAACAUCCUGAAAACAAAGAAAUAAACUGGAACAAAUGAAGAAGAUCAUCUUUUCUACAACCUAGUUGGAAUUAACUCCCAUAUUUCCGCGCUGGAUUUCUCUAAGGGGGACUAUUCCGCUGGAUCUUACUUGAAUCUGUGAAAGUCCGAUUCGUUUUGAGAAACGAAACGGGGGGGAAAAUCCGACACUUUUGAGGGAGUGAGCAGAUGGACAGGUGACUGACGCGCUCCAGGAAAAGUGUCUCCUAAUUUUCAGCCUUGUGCGUAAAAGCGUCGCCUUGACCGUGAGCGCAGCUUUGAAAACUUUCUCCAUGAGUGUUUGAGUGGUGAGACUCGGACCCGCGGAGCUUUCACUGCUUGUUGAGGAGGCUGUCAUCACAAUGGGACGCCUGCGUCUGCUCCUCAUGGUCAGUCUGUCCUCACUCACCUGCCAGGUUUUGUGCUCAGGCGUGUUCGAGCUCAAACUGCAGGAGUUUCUCAACAAGAAGGGAAUAGCUGGGAACACCAACUGUUGCCCGGGAGGCGCCGCGCACCCGCAGGGCCACCAGCAGUGCGAGUGCAAGACUUUCUUUCGGGUCUGCCUGAAGCACUACCAGGCCAGCGUCUCUCCGGAGCCUCCCUGCACCUACGGCGGCGCGGUGACUCCCGUGCUCGGCUCCAACUCCUUCCAGGUGCCGGAGACCAACGCGGACAGCUUCACCAACCCGAUCCGCUUUUCCUUCGGCUUCACGUGGCCGGGGACGUUUUCACUGAUCAUUGAAGCUCUGCACACGGAUUCCCUGGACGACCUGACAACAGACAACCCAGAGCGGCUGAUCAGCAGGUUCACCACGCAGCGACACCUGACCGUAGGAGAGGAAUGGUCCAAGGACAUGCAGACGGCCAGCAGGACGGAGCUGCGCUUCUCCUACCGCUUCCUGUGCGAUGAGCACUACUACGGCGACGGCUGCUCCGUCUUCUGCCGGCCCCGGGAUGAUGCCUUUGGACACUUUACCUGCGGAGAGCGAGGGGAAAUCAUAUGCAACUCUGGCUGGAAGGGCCAGUACUGCACUGAACCUAUUUGUCUUCCCGGAUGUGAUGAAGAACAUGGAUUCUGUGACAAACCAGGAGAAUGCAAGUGUCGCGUGGGAUUCAGUGGGCGUUACUGUGAUGACUGCAUCCGUUACCCAGGUUGCCUCCACGGCACCUGCCAACAACCCUGGCAGUGCAACUGUCAGGAGGGGUGGGGUGGGCUCUUCUGCAACCAGGACCUGAAUUACUGUACACACCAUAAGCCUUGUCUUAACGGAGCCACCUGCACCAACACGGGUCAGGGCAGCUACACAUGCUCUUGCCCUCCUGGACACACCGGUGCUAACUGUGAGAUCCAAGUCAAUGAAUGCUCAGGAAAUCCCUGUCGAAAUGGAGGCAGCUGCAUUGACAAUGACAAUGGCUAUAAGUGCACAUGUCCACCUGGUUUUUAUGGAAACAACUGUGAGCUAAGCGCCAAUACGUGUGCAGACGGGCCGUGUUUCAACGGUGGACGUUGUGUGGACAACCCUGAAGGUGGCUACUUCUGUCAGUGCCUAAUGGGGUAUGCUGGGUUCACUUGUGAGAAGAAAAUUGACCAUUGCUCCUCCAAUCCCUGUCUAAGUGGGGCAGAAUGUGUGGACCUGGUUAACUCUUACCUGUGUGAGUGUCCAGAGGGCUUUUCAGGGCCCAACUGUGAGGUUAGCAGCGGCAUUUCUGCAUUGUGCCAGUCCUUUCCUUGUCAGAAUGGUGGAACUUGCCAGGACACAGUGGAUGGCUACACAUGUAAUUGCCCACCAGGAUAUACGGGCAAAAACUGCAGCUCUCCGAUCUCUCGCUGCAUUCACAACCCGUGUCAUAAUGGAGCCACUUGCCAUGAACGUGGUGGUCGCUAUGUGUGUGCCUGCGUGCCGGGUUAUGGUGGGAAUAACUGCCAGUUCCUCCUACCAGAGGUUCCCAAGGGUUCCCAGCCGGUUGUUGAUGGACCAGAUCGGCGAUAUUCAUCUUCAGAAAGUGGGAAUACUGACACUGAGGAGGAUGACGACAGCGGAUUCCCAUGGACAGCUGUCUGUGCCGGCGUUUUCCUCGUUCUUGUGAUCCUGAUCAGUUGCUCUGUGUUGGUGGUCUAUGUUCGCGUCAAACUACAAACCCGACACAGUCACCAUAGCGACAGUGUUCACAGUGAUAGCCAGGAGACCAUGAAUAACCUCACAACCAAUAACUGUCUUCGAAGUGACAAAGAGCUUGGUGGUAUGAUGACGACAUCAAUUAAAAACACCAAUAAGAAAGCAGAUUAUCAUUCGGACCUUGCUGGGUCAAUUGGGGGUCUGAGUGGAAUCAGCAGCCUCAAUGGAUCUGAGAAAAAUGGCUUUAAGCCUCGUUACCCAAGUGUGGAGUACAACCUGGUUCAUGAACUCCGGCAAGAAGAUCUGUCACCAUGUACAGAAGAGGAAUGCAAACAGACAGAGCCCAAAUGUGAGCCACUGGAUGAGCCUAGCAGAGGGGAAGGAUUCAGGAAAAGACAGAACAGUGAUGGUUCGGAAAAGAAAGCAUCGGCAGAGUCACCAGGAUGCAGUGAAGCAAAAGAUCAGGCAUCCUCUGAUUUAAACUGUCAUACAGCGAGGGAUCCUCAGUACCAGUCAACCUGCGACCUCAAAUUCCAGCCAACCAGUGAGGCUGUGUACCCUACUCCCAGUGACAGCCGGUACCCCUGUUCCAGCGAUACCAAAUACCAGUCUGUUUACGUCAUAUCAGACCAGAAAGAUGAAUGUAUCAUUGCUACAGAGGUAUAAUUACGGUACAAGGUUUCCUGUUAGUCCACACACACCAACCCUGAGCAGUAGAGCUCAGCUUGUUUCUGGGAGGUUUUACUCCUGCUGUUUGCUGCUGUUCCCUGGGAUUUCCUAGAGGACUUUGAGCCAAGGUGAUGAUGUGCCAGUGCAGACGCAUCACCUGCUUGGCCUUGACUGAGGACUACAGUGAUACUACGGGUCAAUUUACAAUAUCCUUGGCCUUCGAUGGACGCAGGUCUUUUGGUGACUCUAUGCUAUGGAUGAAGCGCCAGAACAAGGUGCCAGCACUUGUACAGACAUUGUACAGACACAAGGCUGUCUCAGACAGUCAAAAACUGCUGGAGAACUGAUGAAGAACUUGCUUGACGUCUCCUUGCAGCACUGGAAGAUUUACAGCUCAUCAGUGGAUGAACUGUUCUCUCCUGAUAAGCAGCGGAGCAUUGACUUGGAUAUUGACCGAUGAUAUUGUACGGUGAUGUACCGACUGAAUGAACAAUGUAGUACCUUUAGUGUACUGAAAGCCUUUAAAGUACUGCUGUAGUACUGUUACGUGCUGUGGUUUUACAUUGCUGUGUAAAAUCUGUCCUGGAUUUCCGGUAGUUUAUGUUCUGCACAGUGCUGCAGAGUAGAGUGUGGAGCUGUUGCAACAGUAGGAGUCCCUGUAAUUUUAGGCUGACCAUUUUUAGAAAUUUAUUCAAGGCAUCACAAGCAGAACUUUCCAUAUCCGAUUAUCUAACUUGUAGGACAGCCGAACACCUUCAACUCUACAGCACUGGCAGAUGUAGCUGAGCUGGUUCUCAGCAGGAAACAGAGAACUGAAAACUCCAGUAGUGACUGCCGAUCGAUCCACCAUGGAUACUGUUGGGCCAUACUGGCCUCUGAGCCCUGAAACGUCUGAUAGAAAGGGCAAUACUUGGGGUAAGGGAUAUAAAUCAGACCAAUACAUGCAUCAUAUUUAAUUAUCAAAUCAUCUGUUCAACUUAAACCUGACUGUUUGGCUUCUUUUUUUCCUGACUUCGUAAUGAUGUUUUUCCAAGAGAACAAGGCCGCGCUAUAAAGUCUUAACUGCCAAGACCUCAUUGCACUAUAGAGGUGUGUGUGCAAGUGUGUGUGUACAGAAGAAGUAAAUGGCCGCUUUUGGUGUCGAUGUAUGCACUGUCCUCUCCCGCCCUAGUCUUCCACUAUCAGCCAAUUCAAGGACACCAUGACUCCUCCUGCCGCUGGUUAGAAUUUUUUGUUUUGUUUUUUAAAAUUUAUUUGUUAUCUAAAGAAAGAUGUAUGCAUUUAAUUUAAUUAUGUAAUUAUUUUUGCUUCUUUUUGUUGUGUUGUUUUUGUUAAUCUUGUUAUAAUUUAAGUUGUGCUGUUUUUAUUUGGCAGAUGAUGUAUGUAUGUAAGUAUGUAUGUAUGCAUGUCUUAGGCACUUGAGACCACUGUGACUGUGUUGUAUUUAAGAGAAAAGUCGUAUGUACAGAGCCUGUCAUUUUUAUAACUGGAAAAUGCGAUAUUUUUCCAAAAUAAAAGAGAAAUGAAAUCUA